Messenger RNA from Anarrhichthys ocellatus (wolf-eel), 3461 nucleotides. Its product is annotated as rho guanine nucleotide exchange factor 10-like protein. The transcript is spliced from 3 exons. Gene Ontology annotation, cellular component: cytosol. Lineage: Eukaryota; Metazoa; Chordata; Actinopteri; Perciformes; Anarhichadidae. Bases 849 to 1691 code for a protein of 280 amino acids. The record is from RefSeq and is a predicted model, not a curated record. Gene Ontology annotation, molecular function: guanyl-nucleotide exchange factor activity. Gene Ontology annotation, biological process: positive regulation of stress fiber assembly; SREBP signaling pathway; actin cytoskeleton organization.
CUUAGGGGUCUGAGAGGCUUUUUUGUAGAUCUAGUGGAUUUGUGUCGAAUUUCAAGUCAAUCGGACAUACUGGCCAAGGGGCGUCACCGGUCCAAAUUGUAGGGGGCGCUAGAGAGCCAAAUUGUUUACACACAAAUAUGGCACCUAUAUCACACGUCUAUUUUCACCAGACCUGACAAGUGUGCAACAUUUGGUGAGUUUUCGAGUAUGGCAAAUACUCCAAAAAUGCAGCCAGAUUUGAAAAAUAAACCCUUACAAUUUCAAUAGAGCCUUCGCUGGCCCGACGUCGGUUGCUCGGGCCCUAAUAAUGAGCAUUAAUGGUACAUGAAUUCAUACAGAAGAAGAGGAGAGAGGAGCUCAGUGUAUCCUAGGAUAUCCCCUGGCAGUCUAGGCCUGUAGCAGCUUAUCUAGGGGCUGGUCCAAGGCAAACCUGAACCAGCCCCAACUAUAAACCUGAGCCAGCCCCAACUAUAAGCAUUAUCAAAGAGGAAGUAUUAACCCUACUUUUAAAUCUCCAUUUACUUUACAUUCAUCCGUGCUUCCCUAGUAACUUAUUGUCCUAAUAGCAAUGGGACUGAGGACCAACAUGUAUGUAGUGAGUUUUUAACUGUACGCUUAUAUGGAUAAUUGCAAACAUUUUUUUCUCUUUUGUUUCUACAAAAUAUGAUUCAUGUGCUUACAAAAUAAUGUUUUCCCCAAAAGACGCAACUAUGAUUCCAUAGAACCCUAUGUCAUAUUUGAGCUUGAGUUACUGCUGACAGAUGACCUGCAGACGGUGAUCCUCUCUCUGCCUCUCUGUACUGUAGAGCUUCACAGCCCACUCUGAUCCAGGCUGCAGUGUUAGCCACAUGAUUCGUUCAGGUGGGGGGGUUUGGAUGGCCUUCACCCAGGGCUCCUCCAUUCACCUGUUUCACACCGAGACCCUGGAGCCACUACAGGAAGUCAACAUCUCCACCCGCACCGCCCAUCUGACACCAGGUCAGGUUUGUGUCUCCAGCUUGCUGAUCUGCCAGGGCCUGCUGUGGGUGGGGACCAGCCAAGGCAUCAUCCUCACCUUCCCUGUGCCCACGCUGGAGGGCAUCCCCAAAAUCACAGGUAAGGGGAUGACGUCUCUGAAUGCCCACUGCGGUCCGGUGGACUUCAUGGUGUCCACCUCCAGCACCCUGGCCUCCCACUUGCUCAGACGGGACUCCAUCCUCACCAGCAGUGAGGAGGGUACCAACAGAGAAGCAGAGGGAGGUAAAGGUGAUGGAGGAAGAGAUGAAGAGGGGCAGAGGUGGGAGCAGAGCAGCCUCCCCCAGGACUCAGAAGCUCCUCCACCAAGGGAGGAGAAGCCCAAGCGUCUCUUGCUCCAGUAUCGCCUCCGGUCCACCUGCCAGCUGCCUGGGAAGCUGUUGUCAGCCCAUCCCGAACAGGGGAACCACAGGCCCCCCCAAGACUCCCUGGAGCACAGCCCGGAGGACGGCUCCAUCUAUGAAGUGAGCGAGGACCCUGAUGUGUGGGUAAGGGGGCGACCUGUGGAGUGGGGGAAGGAGGGGGAGGUCAGACGCAACAAAAUCACUUCAACAGCCAUCUUCUCCGGUGGCAGAGGACACCGCAGGAUAGGACAGAUCUCCUCACCAGGCCCCUGCUCAGCCUCCACUGAAAACACACUGCUGGUGUGGCAGCUCCCUCUGACUCUCAGCCAAUGACAGACGAGAAUGUCACCUGACUCUCCUGACUGGCUGUACACUCUGUCUCCUCAGUUACUGCGGUGCCAGACACUUAAUGUCAGUGGUUGGGUUGUAACAGGUGAACACAGUAAGCACAUGUUAGCAAGCUAAUAUUAAAGCUUACAUCACUUGUGAAGCCUACAAAUGCCUAAGUCAGCAGCUACCUCCAGUGAUGUGGAACAUUAAGGAGAGCAACAUUCUUGGAGACACAGGACGAGAUGCGUUUGGAUAUCAGUGGGCAAAAGUGUUGUUUUCAUUUCAACAACAAAGUGGCUGAGAUCUGACUCAUUCGAAAGAAAUGUUGCAGCUUUUCAACCAACAGUACAUGCAGAUGAACGUCUUCUGGUGCUGGCAGCACGGAGGGAGGAAGUUCAUCUGCAUGUACUGAUCGCUGCAGUGAAACAGAGCCGGAUGAAGAUUCAUCUCUUCUUCAUCCUCCUCCUGAUCUAACAGCUGAGGGAGAUGUGUGUGGAGAAACAGUCCUCUAAGCCCGCCCACUUUGUAGUGUUCCAAUCAAAUGAAAAGGAUUUGAUUUAGAACUCUGUUGUAAAUGUACACCUCUCAAAUAUUCCGUUUCUCUUUGAAAUGCGUCCCAGUACAGAAGCUACAGACGCUCUACCUUCCGUUUCAAUGGGACUUUGAGUAUGAAGCUGGCCUUGUCCACUGACUGUGUUCGGUUUCCUGAAGUCUUCCAGACGUUUCCAUAGCCAUCUUGUCUGUAUGGAGACCAGAACUACAACCAAAGAAGACACAGCACAGAAGUGCUGGGCAGAGCUGUUUGUCAAGAAUCAAGAUAUAGUUCCAGCAUUGAACUCUCUUAAAGCUUAAAGUCAUUUUUAUUGUUGUUUAUACAUUUAACUUUGUGUACAGAUUAAUCAAAUGACAUACGUGUUUAAAUGUUUAAAGGUGUCAGUUGUAUUUUAGAACUUUGGACCGAGCCAGGCUCGCUCUUUCCCCCUGCUUUUAGUCUUAAUGCUAAGCUAGGCUAACAACAGCAAAUGUGUUCUUAGCAAAUGUGCCCUCGAGUCUGUUGCUUCCUGUGAAGUACAAACUGUCUUGUACAUUGCAUUAUUUGUGCAGUAACUGGUAGGAUGGAAUGUAUUCAGUUCAUAUUCCACAUCCUGCUAAACUUUUGAACACUCUUUAAACCUUUGGACACUCUAAACCUUUGGACACUCUAAACCUUUGGACACUCUAAACCUUUGGACACUCUUUAAACCUUUGGACACUCUAAACCUUUGGACACUCUUUAAACCUUUCGACACUCUUUAUACCUUUCGACACAGGCUGAUUGAAGCAGUGACAUGGGGACCAAUAAUAUUGACCACUAUUCAAAUCAGCACUUUUGGAACAGUGAACAAACAUUUCCAUGUUUACAGCAAAACUAUGGAAUGUUGUGUACUAAUUGUUUAUUGGACCAAUUCAUUGGAAAUAUAUGAGUUACAAUAGAAAUUGCAUCCCUUAUGUCCAGUGUCCAUGUUUAAAUCUAUUACAGUGAUUAACAGUCAGUACAGUAUUGAUGUGCACAUUAAUGUGCUUAAUUUAAUUAUUUUCGUAAUCAUGUGUUGACUUUUGUUGUAAUACAAAGCAAUAAUGGUACUCACUGUGAUAUUUGAAAGGCUUUCAUUUCUGAUGCAGAAUAAUGUUUUCACCACAGCUGCUGUGUCCUUAUGAGGAAAACCAUUUUGACUAGAAAAAAUAACUAUUUCUUUUUUACUAAAUAAAGAAUAUUGUGAAUUUUUUUCUUUA